AUGAUGCUGACUCAAAAUUCUCCUCAGUGGUCGUUUAGCGGCAUAGUUGAGAGAGUCGACGACUGGGAGAUUGAGAAGACGGAAGGCUUUGAUACUAGACGCAUCAUAGGAUGGACUUUUUUCGAAGUUCGCCAGAGAAAUCCUACCGGAGGAAUUCCAACGUACUGUUAUACUGGUGUUGCCAAAGUUGUAUAUGACACGGAGCUCAAGCGAUUCAAGACUUAUCGGGACGGAGAAUCUACAGGCAGUCACGUACUCUUUGGGGGUCAAGGAGUCUACAACGGCAAGGACAUAUACGUCGCACGAGUACACGUCAACUUCGCAAACCAACGCCACUUUUAUGAAUACUGGAACGGUACAAGAUGGGACAGUAACGUGAGAAAUUGUGUUACUAUUAUCCGGGACAUGCAGCACGGCCAAAUUUUCUGCACGAACAUGUUCGGAGAAGGUCAGCCAUAUACGUGGGCUUUUAUAGGCUGCAAUGCACGGGGUGACAGCAAAGUUCAGAUGGGAAGAGCCAUGUCACCAGAAGGUCCAUGGGAAGUCAGAGAGACGACCGCCUCGCUGUAUUGCCUCACGGAUCCCCCACCAAACCCAUACCAGUAUUGUGUCUACCCACAUCCCUGGGCUGACAAGACGGAAGAGACUGGGGAUCUCACCAUCUCUUGGUCGGAGGGAGGCCUGACCGGUGCUGUUCUUAUGUCGAAAAUUCGUUUCCAAAUGCAAGAUGUUCUUAUCUAG
Messenger RNA from Cadophora gregata, 741 nucleotides. RefSeq lists its product as uncharacterized. Lineage: Eukaryota; Fungi; Ascomycota; Leotiomycetes; Helotiales; Ploettnerulaceae. The record is from RefSeq and is a predicted model, not a curated record. Bases 1 to 741 code for a protein of 246 amino acids. The transcript is spliced from 4 exons.